This is a messenger RNA of Procambarus clarkii (red swamp crayfish), 864 nucleotides long. The record is from RefSeq and is a predicted model, not a curated record. NCBI's taxonomy places the organism in Eukaryota, Metazoa, Arthropoda, Malacostraca, Decapoda, Cambaridae.
AUGCAGGAGACUACAGUGAGCGGUGACCCGCGCCUGGAGGCCCUCACCAUCAUCAUCACCAUCACCACAGUGAAGAACACCCGCCCGGAGCUUGGUCCAAUGAGCGGCGGGGGUGUUGUGCCUGAUGAGCAGCCUGAUGUCUUGCAGCCUGAUAUUUUGCAGUCAUAUAUCUUGCAACCAGAUAUCGUCAAGGCAGAUAUCAUCCACCCAUAUAUCUUGCAACCAGAUAUCGUCAAGGCAGAUAUCAUCCACCCAUAUAUCUUGCAACCAGAUAUCGUCAAGGCAGAUAUCAUCCACCCAUAUAUCUUACAACCGGAUAUCUUCCAGGCAGAUAUCAUCCACCCAUAUAUCUUGCAACCAGAUAUCGUCAAGGCAGAUAUCAUCCACCCAUAUAUCAUGCAACCAGAUAUCGUCAAGGCAGAUAUCAUCCACCCAUAUAUCUUGCAACCAGAUAUCGUCAAGGCAGAUAUCAUCCACCCAUAUAUCUUGCAACCAGAUAUCGUCAAGGCAGAUAUCAUCCACCCAUAUAUCUUGCAACCAGAUAUCGUCAAGGCAGAUAUCAUCCACCCAUAUAUCUUACAACCGGAUAUCUUCCAGGCAGAUAUCAUCCACCCAUAUAUCUUGCAACCAGAUAUCGUCAAGGCAGAUAUCAUCCACCCAUAUAUCUUGCAACCAGAUAUCGUCAAGGCAGAUAUCAUCCACCCAUAUAUCUUGCAACCAGAUAUCUUGCACACAUUUAUGCAACUGAUGAAGGUACGUGGAGGUGAAAGACCUAUACGUUCUGAAGAGAAACUAGAGUUUCCCUUCACGUGGGAAGUUCACGUUCCCUUCACGUCACGAAAGCACGUGUGGAGGCACGUGUAG